AUGCCGAAGAAAUCGCGCGGUUUGGAAGACCUGUUCGCACAGACCUGCGAGGCGUGUUAUGGAUACUUCGACACCACGCAAGGCUUAAUGGCUCACCAGUCAACCAGCCGCCAAUGUCGCUGGUACAAGAAAGGAAAGCUGCGGGAAAUCUUCGUGGAUUCGGAGGACUCUAGCAGCGAGAAUGAAGUGCGAGAAGAUCUGAGCCAGGACCAGACCGAGGAUGAGGGCGAAUACGAGGACGAAGACGAAGCACAAGACCUCAUCUUUGUGCCUACCGCCGGGCCGAGUCGCACUGCAAGAACUGCAGAGUCCUCGUCAGCACCAGCACGACGCACAGCCAUCGCGCUGGAUGAUGACGAUGACACCCGAGUCGAGGUCGUGGAUCAGAAAGCUGGGGCGGUGAGAGGAGAGGGACAAACCGUUCAAGAAGCCUGGCGACACCAUCUUGCAAAGAGGAAAGAUAAGGACAGGCAAAGAUGCGCAGGCAACUGUCAUACAAAUACUGACUUGCUUACCGUAGACGAGGACGACCCUCCUAAAUCACUAUGGGAGCCGUUCGAAUCCGAAACGGACUGGGAGAUCGCCUCCUGGUGUAUCAAGGAGGGUAUCAGUCAGGGUGCUGUUGAUAGGUUUCUGGAUAUACCUUCGGUCAGGGAGAAACUGGGACUCUCGUACCAUAACACGAGAGCCCUUCUGCAAAAGGUCGACUCCCUGCCGGAGCGUGCACGGUGGAAGGAGCACUGGCUUUCGUUCAAGGAUCGACCAGGCGAACGGCAUCUGCUGCAGUUCAGAUGCAUCAUCGAAGCCAUCAAGGCUCUACUCGGAAAUCCAGCUCACUCCGACCACAUUGUUUACCGGCCGAGUUGGAUGUUUUCGGAUGCAACGAAGCAGAACCGCAUCUAUUCUGAGAUGUGGACAGGGAAGUGGUGGCACGCCGUACAAGUGAGUCUCAUACUGCUUAGUCAAAGACAAUUACUAACGUCACCGUGA
Molecule: messenger RNA, 990 nt
Organism: Fomitopsis serialis
Lineage: Eukaryota; Fungi; Basidiomycota; Agaricomycetes; Polyporales; Fomitopsidaceae
Exons: 4
Coding region: 1-990 (329 amino acids)
Source: RefSeq, a predicted model, not a curated record